GCCAACAUGUCCGUUCAGCUCGCAAAGAUUACGGAUAACGAUAAUUGAUCUGAGGAUCAACUGUCUAACUAUAAACAGUAUUACUUUCUGAUGGAACAGUCGAAAAUAAUAGUUGGGCGUAAUUAGAAACCGCGCAAUAUAAAUAUCAAAAUUAGAAGUGACCAGAGCGUAUAUUGGGCUUAUACUAGUAUCGUCUAUAGUAAUUAUAUUGUUUAUUUUGAUGCGCAAGGAACAGUACAAAGGAGACAAAGCCAAACAAGGAAACGCUGACUAGAUUAAUUUUACCUUUGUCUCACCUGACCGAUCCUGUCGUUUCGGUUUGAUUAAGAUCAUAUUAACUUUGCGGCUAUGCCUCUUAGGCGACCAAAUACGAAUAAUGACACCAAAGAAGCUAAGAUAUUAGCUAACAGAUACGAAGUUGUGAAGAAACUAGGAAGUGGGAAUUUUGGAACUGUAUUUGUCUGCAAAGAUCGACAAAAUACUGAAGAGGAUAAAGUUGUGAAAGAAAUAUAUGUUGGUGAUUUACAGCCAGACGAAACAGUUGAUGCUAACCAUGAAGCACGAUUACUCUCCAGAUUAAAACAUCCAAAUAUUGUGAAAUACUUUGAUAGUUUUGUUGACACUGGUGGGGAAUAUUUCUGUAUAAUUACUGAAUAUUGUGAGGGAGGGGAUCUAGAUGUAAAAAUUACAGAAGUAAAGAAGAAAAAAAGUCAUCUGGAUGAGUCAACUGUUUUAAAUUGGUUUGUUCAGUUAGUAUUGGCUGUAAAAUACUUGCACAGUCAGCGAGUUCUACACCGGGAUUUAAAAGCUAGAAACAUAUUUCUGCGAAAAAAUAAAGUAAAAAUCGGUGAUUUUGGUAUAUCUCGAAUACUGAUGAGUGCUUCUGAUUAUGCUUCUACUUUCACUGGAACACCAUUUUACAUGAGUCCUGAAGUUUUAAAACAUGAGGGCUAUAAUUCCAAGUCAGAUAUAUGGUCUGUUGGUUGUAUAUUAUAUGAAAUGUGUGCCUUGGAACAUGCAUUUGAUGGACAGGGUCUGAUGGCAAUAAUGUACAAAAUAGUUGAGGGGGUGCCUCCAGACUUGCCAAAGAGAUAUUCAAAACAAUUAAAUGAUGUUUUUAAAGGAAUAAUUAUCAAGGAGCCUGAGAAACGACCAAGUGCAACAGAAAUAACCCACAUACCAUUUAUUGCUCAACAUAUGUCUCAAAUGAAAGAUAUACUAUCAGAUGAAGUUCACUGUAAAAGUGAUCCAGGCACUAUAGAUGCUAGAGACUUUCAUAGAUAUGUUUCUGAGAAAGCACAUUUAGGAGAGAUGCAACCUAAGAAACAGCCACAAAAGAAAGAAAAAUUAUUGACACCAUCAGAAAGAAUGAAACUCAACAAGCUACGUAAAGUUGAAGAGGAAAGAAGCAGAUUAAGUCAACAUGCAAAGGAAAACUUCCUGGAAAAUCAAGAAAGAAAAUCUGAAAUCCGGAACACCAUGUCUAAAACUAUUGCACCAGUGUGGGUAGGUGGAGAAGGAGAAGGGGAAAGUAUAAAGAAAAUGCUGUCCCGUGGCUCUGCUAAGAUUCACAAAGAACGCCAAGCUACUACUCUAUCUGAAGCAGAUUUAAUAAGAAGAUUGUGUAGUCGAGAUGAUAAUGAAGAUGAAACUGAUGAUUAUCAUCAACAAAGUUACACACUAAAUAGUAGACCUUCUUUGUUCGAAGAUCGACCAAUUACUCCCAUGAAAAAUACAAUGGUUUACGACAGACUACAUUCUACUCUGGAUUUUGAAGAUGGAAUUCCAAAAGAUCCAGAUCUAGCUGAGACGUAUUAUUCUCAGUAUGAUGAUGAAUUUGAAAACCCAGAAUCGCCAUCAAUCAGUACACCUGAUGAUGAUGAUGAAGAUGAAAAAACUAUUGUAAACAAAGGAAAUACAGUUUAUGAAAAAGCCAAUUCAACAGCUGCUUGGGAUAAUGGGGAAAGAACAUUUGCAGGAGAUGAAACACAGGAUUUGAUUGGUUGUUUAGAGGGGGCAUUACAUUCAAAUGUUAAUGAAACUGUUGUAAAUGAUGAUACAGGAUUUUGUGGACCUGCUAGCCGUGAAUUAAGAAUACAAAAUAUGAGAGAACAAUGUAUUAAAAAGCUUGGUGCUGUAAAAUUUGAAGAAGUGUAUGAAUUUAUUAAGAAAGAAAGAAGCAAAGAUAAAUUAAAUACAACCAAUAUAGCGAAAGGUUUAAAGAAACUAGUGAAAAAUGUUUAUGAUUGCUUUUUGGUGGAACAACUAUAUUUCUAUGAAACAGAAACAUAAUAGUAUGUUGCCAUUAAUUAAUGAAAGAUAAAGAUACUGCUGACAGAAAUAGAUUUUAUAUUCUCAGGCAUUAUAGUUUAAUAUACGGUAAUCAAAUGAACGGUCAUACAUUUCUAGGUAGUCAAAUUAUUUUGUAGUUGGUGAGAAAGAUCUCAACCUUUCUGAGUUGAGCUUUGAAACUUCUGACAGUAGAAAUCCAAAACUAUGACUGACAAGUUUGGACAGUUAUUUUUUUCACUGAUUUAAAUCUGUAUCUGUAGGGCCUGUAUACCUAAUAAUGGUAUGAAACAUACAUUUGUUACUGAAUAAGAUUUGACAAGAUUUAUUUUUAUAUGCAGUACUCAUUGUGAUUGGAUAAACAUGUGGAAAUGGUCUAUCUAAAACUAAUCCAAAAUUUAGAUACUAAUUUCACUGCAUGUUUGUUUCCUUGUUAUAAAGAUUGAGGUCAUUUAAAAUGUGUUUAGAUUGUAUAUUAAUAAUUUAUGAAUUGUUCAAAUACAAUAAAUCACAAGACUUAGUACCUAGAUCUACCAUAUUUAUUGGUUUAUAUGUAGAAAUCACAAUUGAAUGUAUGUAAAUUUGAAAUAAAUCUAUUUUAAAGUUUUAUUUUGACCUAAUAUCAAAUUGAUAAAAUUGCAGUCCCUAUUUACAGAUAGCAGUUUAAACAAAAAAUAGAUUUCCUUAUGAUCAGUGAAAAACCAAAUUAAAAAACAGAAACUGCUUGUUAUCAUAUUUAUCAAUGUAAAUCAUUAAAGGUGAUUAAUAUAUUUAUUAUAUAAUUGUGAUUUUUUGCUCAAUACAACAAAAGUCUCACAAGAACUUAUUAUACUUGGUUGUGAAUAGUUAAUAAACAGGUAUUUGUUGUGUUAGUUUUUUGUUUGUGUAAAUCAUUAUCUCUGUGUGUAGUUGGUGGAAAAAUUUAUACUUGUAUAAUUCCAUGUUUUGGGAAUAAUUUAUACUUGUAUAAUUCUUUAUUUUUGUAAUAUAUAAAUAUUUAAAGAUGCAUUAUAUAAGAGCUAAAUCUGCUUAUUUUAGGUCUUUAUUUUGGCUUCAAAUGUUUUAUAAAUUAUUAUUUAGAUAUAUAUUCACAUGAAAACCCUAUAAUCAACUCUCUAGACCAUCAAAUGGUGGAGACUUAACCUGAUUUAAAUAUGAUCGCCAUUUAAUGAUUUAAUUUUAUAAUGCAGAAACAAAUUUGAGUCUCGAUUAACAUGUGAUGUUGCCAUGAUAAUAAAAAAUCUAUGCCACGUCUUAUCAAAACUUCUCUUAGAAUCAAGUAAUUUGAAUUAAAUUUUCAAUAUAUUAAUUUUGAAUUAUCUAUUUUCUAUUUUGAAACUAUUAUGGCAAGAAUGGCCAACACUUUAUCUAAAUCUUACAUAAUACAUGUUUAAACUAAUCAAUAAUAUAUAUAUUACAUAUUUCAUUUUAAUAAUAUCGGUUUUAGGAAUUGAGAUGUGAACUUUAAUAAAAGGUAUUAUGAAUUAUAUGACAUAAAUUUUGAAAGGUAUUAUGAAUAGUCUGUGAUAUAAUACAAGGUUUUCUUUUUAUGAUUUUAAUAUUUAUUUCUACAUUUCCAUAAAGUAAAAAACAUUCCAAUUGAUGCAGUUUCCCAAAUAUUUAUAAUGGUAAACUUGGAUGCUCAUGUUGUAUUCCAAACUUAUUUGUAUCCAUGAUUAGGUGUUCUACACCAUAACCUCUUCUGAAGAUACUUCAUCAUAAGUAAAUGCAGCCGAGCUGCAAUGGGAGGUAUCCAAAUAGUUAAAAUAAUAAGACCUAAGUUGUAGAUGGUAUUGUUUCAGAUUUGAUUAAAACAUGUGCAUGGUUAAAACUGCUGAAAAUGUGUAAACCCUGAUAAUAAAAUCUGGUUAUUUAAAGCGAUAAUUUCAUAUUUUCUAAGAAAGUCAAAACACAAUUAUUUCUAUGUCUUUUGCUCAAUAGGUUGUCAACUCACUAUUAUAAGAUCAUAGGUAUUAUUCUCCCACUUAAAAAUCCUUUGACCCUGGAAAUAAUAACACAAUUACCUCCCUUGUUUUAUACCCCCCCCCCCCCAAAGGAAUAGCUAUCUUCAAACGUUUGAAUUUGAAGUUGAAAAUGAUAUUUUUGCCAAUUUCUCAACUGACAAUAGUGAAUUAUAGGAUUAAUAGGAUUAUUCUUUAACAAGGUAGGACUGUUAAUAGAUACCAUCUUUUUUAAGGCUUUAUUUUAAUAAUUUUUUAAAAUAUAACUUAAAAAUAUGAAAUUUCAACUUUAAUAUAGACAUAUUAUCUUCUUAUGUUUAUACCAUUUAAUAAUUGUGUUUUCUUUAUAAAAUAUCAGUCAAUGUAAAUCAAAAUAUUUGCUGUGAAUUAACACAAUGUUCAUAUAUAUAUAUCUAUACUGAGACACAAUAAAACACACUACUGAUUUGACUGAAAGUGCUGGCAAGACAUAAUGUAGCUGAAAUAUAAUUUUUGUAGCAAGCAUGAUUGUAGGCUUGACAUUUAACGACACAAGAAAAUCAAGAACAAACCACAGAUGAUGCCAUAACAACUUUACUUUACACUAAGGCUUGUAUGUGACAUAGAGUAGGGUCAAUUGCACAACCUCGUGGAUUUUCUAUUGAUCCUUCCACUGCUUUAGACUUAAAAGAUUCAAGUGUAUCUCUCAAACGAAACAUCAUCAGUUUAUAAAAGUGCUGUGUUUUCAUUGCAUCUCAGUAUACCUUGAACUGACAAGAUAGAGCUAUGUUUAUAGAUUGCAUUCCGUCCUGUCUAGAGAACAAGACAUUAUUAUUUAUGAUAUAAUGGCGUUUUAUUAAUUUUAAAAUUUAUGUUUUUUUAAUUUAUAUAGUUUAGAAUUCUUAAUUCAUCAGUUAUUCUUUUUUCAGAAAGUUUUUUAAUGGGAAUAAUGUGAAUUAAAUUGUCUCUCAACCACAAGCAUAUUUUGCAUAUUAGUGAAUGAAUUAAAACUGUUUUUUUAAAUACAGUUAUCAAUGGAGGGGUAUACAGACAACUCAUCCCAAAGACAACUCAUCCCAAGACAACUCAUCCCAAUAAAAGACAACUCAUCCCAAUAUAAAAGACUACUCAUCCCAACUUUAAAACAUGGGUAGAGUUAUAAGACAAGUUAUAAGACAACUCAUCCCAACAAAUUUAAGUGCCUGUUUUAAUACAAUUGCUUUCUUUGAAGACCACUCAGACCAAAACCAAUCUGAUUUUGUUAUCUUAAAUGGACAAUAACACUAUUGCUGGCUUGACAGCUCCAGAAAAUAAAUAAGAGCCUUAUUCUAAGUACUAGAUGUUUAAGUGUCCUACCGGUUGUGUAAAUUAUCCAUUACAUCCUAUUUUUUUUGUCCAGAGGGUUCGAAAAUAUUUUUAAAUCCAAGUCACAUUUGAAAAGCUUUACGUUAGGCUUUUCAAAUCAUUUAGUUGAAUUUUUCCAAUUUUUUAAAUUAGGUGCAAAUUUUCUAAGAAAGUCAAAACGUAAUUAUUUCUAUGUCUUUUGCUCAACAGGUUGUCACACUUACAAGUCAUUUACACAGGAAAUAAUAACACAAUUACCUCCCAUGUUUUCUAUUCUCCACCAUGGAGUAGCUUUUUUCAACGUUUGAAAAUGAAGAGAAAAAUGAUAUUUUUGCCAAUUUCUCGGCUGGCAAUAGUGAAUUGUAGGAUUAAUAGGAUUAUUCUUUAACAAGGUAGGACUGUUUAUGGAUACCAUCUAUUUUCAGGCUUUAUUUUAAUAAAUUUUAAAAAUAUAACUUAAAAAUUUGCUAUUUCCGCUUUAAGAUGAAAUUUGUAUCACCAAUUAAUUGGAAUAUUGUAAAAUAGUACAAUUUGUUGACCAGAAUAAAGAUUGGGACAUAUUAUUCAGUUACAACAAGAGUGGUAUUGAGCCUUUAAUAAAAUAAUGUAUUAUUUAAUAAAUUGUUGAUGUAAUAAAUAAUUUAACAUUAUUAUUUUUAUAAAUUGUUGAUCUAAUAAAUUCUUAUAUAAAUUGUUGAUAUAAUAAAUUUUUAUAUUACUGAUUAAUUCAAUAAAUAAAAAAAAAAACAAUAUUUGUUGCGGUAUUUAUUUGUAACUUGGAAUGAUUGGGUUUUUUAAAGUUGGGAUGAGUUGUCUUCUAACUUGGGAUGAGUUGUCUUUUGACUUGGGAUGAGUUGUCUUUUAUUGGGAUGAGUUGUCUGGGAUGAGUUGUCUUUGGGAUGAGUUGUCAGGUAUUCGAUGGAGGAGUGUGGUAGACGGAUACUUUAAAUAAAUUGUAUACCCUGGUAUGUGGACUAUAUUAUAUCAAUUAAGAUGAUAAUAUUGAUAGUUCUUUUUACUACAGUCAUCAAUUAUAUACGCAAAAAAUCUGUAUCCUCAAGGACGGUAAUAGUACAAAUGAAAAUAAUGUAUCAUAUCCAGUACUAUAUAAUAAAACGUUGAAUUAA
This is a messenger RNA of Patella vulgata (common limpet), 6700 nucleotides long. RefSeq names its product serine/threonine-protein kinase Nek11-like. Lineage: Eukaryota; Metazoa; Mollusca; Gastropoda; Patellidae. Gene Ontology annotation, biological process: protein phosphorylation. The record is from RefSeq and is a predicted model, not a curated record. Gene Ontology annotation, molecular function: protein kinase activity; ATP binding. Bases 349 to 2292 code for a protein of 647 amino acids. The transcript is spliced from 14 exons.